CUCUCGCAAUCAAUCUAUAACGCAAUCUUCCGCCGAAACCACGUUUUUGUCGGAACCGUUUUCGCGGGUGCCUUCGCUUUCGAAAUGUUUGCUUCCUCCCUCCCUCCCCUUCCUCUCUCUUGUGCUAAGGUGGUGGUAGCGGUGUGGAAAGGGGCUAAUUGGGGGGGGUUGGUUAGAUUGUUCGAUCAGGCAACCGAUCGGGUUUGGGAUAACCUUAAUCGUGGGGUGAGUCUCCUGUCCUUGGGGUUGUUGAUAAAGGGGUGGGUGAGUGGGUGGGAGCUAACGGGGGGAUACUGGGGGGAGUAGAGGCAGUGGAAGGAUAUUCGGGCGAGGUAUGUACAGGAA
Messenger RNA from Tuber aestivum (summer truffle), 345 nucleotides. NCBI's taxonomy places the organism in Eukaryota, Fungi, Ascomycota, Pezizomycetes, Pezizales, Tuberaceae. The record is from the annotation of a GenBank genome assembly.